Molecule: messenger RNA, 1452 nt
Organism: Lindgomyces ingoldianus
Lineage: Eukaryota; Fungi; Ascomycota; Dothideomycetes; Pleosporales; Lindgomycetaceae
Exons: 3
Coding region: 1-1452 (483 amino acids)
Source: RefSeq, a predicted model, not a curated record
AUGGCCCAAACGAUGCAUCUUGGAUAUCCUGGUGUGACCUUAACCCAAACGGAGGGGUCGAAUUGGAAGCCGCGUCUGAAGUUUGAGGAUGCCACUGAAAAGUCAGUCUGGGCAGUCCGACAAGCCAGGCCCAACGGGCGUUCUUCGAUCUCGAUAGCAGAUUCCAACUCUUUUACCAGGCCAAAUUUAUCACAGGAUCCACAUUGGGUUGGAGUCUCGCCAACAGUGAGGCAGUUAGGAUGGUGUGAGCCACAAUAUGGACAGUGGAUGGUACCAACGUUUGAACACCAGCUCCUUCCAAAAUGCGAAACUACUUGUAACGCUAUCGUUACGGGGCAAGAUCUGGGUGUGAGAGAUGACUUUGGGCACUGUGGAGACAACUUGGGGGCCGCAUACGACACAACCGGCCUAUCUAAUGCCACGAAAGUCGUGGGGGGCUCCGAUAUUGACACAAAUGCAGAGCCCUUGUCCCCAGGGAGCUACUUUAGUGAUCUGCCGUACUGUGGUACGUCUCUUGAUCACGAACCACCCGACGACCAACUUUCAUCAAGGAGUAGGUGGAUUGAUGAUGAAACGAACACUUACGGAGUUCUUGACCGUCUUGGUUCUCAUAGCAUCCCAGCCUCCAUCUUUGGCAUUGACCCGAUGCUCUCCCAAAUUGAUCAAAGCGUUGCAGAAGUCAACUGGAAAACAUUGCAGCAAAAUGCUUCGCGUAGACUCCAAUCACAAUUGGAGCCGAGCCAGCUAUGGACCACCAGCACGGCAUUGUCCGCAACUCCAGAGUUGAACACCAUUGAGUGGGCAUACCAACCGCCUCAGAGCGUAGUAACACCCUCGCAGGGGUCUGGACGAUGGAGCCUCCCUCAAAACUCACCGUGUUCCUCUAGAGUAACUUAUGCACAAGGGUACGAUCAAUGUGGCCAAUCCUCCGUACCCGGGUUCAACAAUACCUUCUCUAAUUCCACGAGCCUUGGUCAGAAUGGCAGCAUAGUACACAGCACCCAGCCAGGGGUCCAUGCGUACAAUGAUGCAGAUGUUCGGGACGACUCAACAAGGUUCCAAAGCAGUGAUCAUCAACGACGGAUGGAGGAUGACAUUCUCCUUCGGGGAAAACGCCAAGGGUUGACAUAUAGAGAGAUAAAGAAGAAGAUUCCUUCGAAUGUAGCCGAGUCGACUUUGCGCGGGCGUUAUAGGUCCCUGACCAAGGCGAGGAAGGAUCGCGUCCGCAGACCAGUAUGGACGGCCAAUGAUGUUUGUCUCCUGAGAAGAAUCGUCUCAGUCGAGCUCGAGAAUUUCGAUGCCGCAUGUUAUCGCGAACUUACGCGAAGCCAGAAACUCGCAAAAAUUUCCUGGAAAAGGGUCGCAGAGUACAUCUCCACGCAUGGAGGGUCGUAUCAUUUUGGAAAUUCAACAUGCAAGAAGAAAUGGAGCGAGGUGGACACAGACGAUUAA